Staurois parvus is the source of this 1126-nucleotide messenger RNA. Lineage: Eukaryota; Metazoa; Chordata; Amphibia; Anura; Ranidae. The record is from the annotation of a GenBank genome assembly.
AUGCUCAUUGCCACCCCAUUCUAUGGCGGAAUCACUCAAAGUAUUUUCCUGUACAGCGGUAUUAAGCUGGUCUAUGUGCACCUGACAAGCAAGGUAACCUCUUCGGAGACCCGACCUUUCCAACUCACUGUGCAGAAACUGGAGUCAGCGCUGCAGACAGCCAAAGAGGAGGGCACCAAUGUGAAGGCUGUUAUCCUGAUUAACCCCAACAAUCCUCUGGGAGACCUAUACUCCGUUUCUGAAAUGUUGGACUUCCUGGAAUUUGCCAAAAGGCACUCCCUGCACGUUAUAGUAGAUGAGAUUUAUAUGUUGUCAGUUUUUGAUGAAUUCAAUUUACUUACAAGUUUUGUGUUCUCACAGGCUUCCUGACCCCCAAAGGACCCAUGUGAUGUGGGGGAUUAGUAAGGACUUCGCAGUCUCUGGGGUGCGUUUUGGCACCCUCUACUCUCAGAAUCCAGAUGUCUGCAAGGGAGUUGCUUCGCUCUGCUACUUUCAUGGGGUCUGUGGACCUGUUCAGUACAAGAUGGCCCAGCUGCUUCAUGACCGUGACUGGAUUAACCAGAUUUAUUUGCGGGUGAACCAUGCUCGCUUGCGGGCUGCUCAGGCCUUUGUGGCGGACGAACUCCGAGCUCUCAGCGUUCCCUUCCUAAACCGAGGAGCCGGAUUUUUCAUCUGGAUUGACUUUCGGAAGUAUCUAGGGCUCCAACCUUCGAGGAGGAAGUCCUUUUGUGGCGACAUUUUCUGGAUAACCAGGUUCUCCUGUCCUGCGGGAAAGCCUUUGAAUGUUGUGAGCCGGGCUGGUUUCGAGUCAUAUUCUCGGACAAGACUCACCGACUGCAGCUAGGAAUGCAGCGGAUCCGGAAGGUUCUGGAGAUGAGGGAGAAGGAGCUUCACCUGGAGCCGAGGAACCUGAAGACCGAAGAAGAUGGUAAGGCAGAUAGCACAGACGAGGUCAUCUACGUCUCCAGCCACCGCGAACCCUCUGGCUCCAACCUGAGCGACCUCAUAGUCCAGCUUCAGCAUCAGAUGCGGACUCGUCGGAUUGGCUGCAGCAGAACACGCGGAAACCUUUGCCAAGCAGAACCCGGAGGUCUUCCAGGUCUACAGCAAAUUCAUGGGGAAGUAG